This is a messenger RNA of Drosophila mauritiana, 2900 nucleotides long. RefSeq lists its product as uncharacterized. The coding region runs from base 656 to 1780 and encodes 374 amino acids. NCBI's taxonomy places the organism in Eukaryota, Metazoa, Arthropoda, Insecta, Diptera, Drosophilidae. The record is from RefSeq and is a predicted model, not a curated record. The transcript is spliced from 4 exons.
AUUUAUAUAUAUACACGUAGUCGCGAAUUGAGCAGAGCCAGUUCAAGCUCACCCCAUUUUAUGGAAUGGAAAAUAACAAAAAGUAGCACAAAUUUUAGUUUAAACCUAACGAACCGUGUUAACAUGAAGUAUACAAACAAACAUUAUUUAGCUUAACAACGACCUUCACGAAGUUGGAAACGGCUUGGGUUACAUAUCCAUAAGUCUACAUAAAUAGCUUUAAAAACAUUCUUCCAUUUACCCUAAAUUUUCACGUUUGUCUGUGCCACUUCCACAGAUUCUUUUAUAUUUUGAAUUCUUUGAGUAAUUUUACUCUCCAGAAUCCAUAAUCUAAGUAACUUAAUAUCCCGUAAAAGCACCAAACAUAACAUAAAAAAACUGUUGUUUUACGAAAGGUACAAACACGAAUUCAUACUGACCAUCCAUUUUUUGAGAAACGCCUUUCUGAAAAGAAGAUCAUUACAUUUAUAGGCAUAACGUAAAUCUUAUUUAUUUCUGCAGAUUUAAAUACGCAAUUUUUUAGAAGCUACUUAUAAGAUAUUACCAUUAUUACUUAAUUAAUAAUUAUAAUUAAAAUUAUAAUAAUUAUAAUUAUAUUACUUACUCAUGAACUCGUUAUUAUUUGAUAAUAAUCGUUGACUUUAUAAAAAUUUAUAUGAUAAUUAUGCUUUGUUUAUAUUUAAAGAAUAUUUUGAAUUCCCGACUUAAAGCAUUUAUGCCGGGAACGAACAUGGUAUUUGCAGUGAAGUGGUACAUUGCCUUCUUUUUUGCUGCUUCAAUUUUUGUAAUGUCGUGUAGUGGCCAUGGCAGACUGGUCGAACCACCCAGUAGAGCAUCGGCUUGGCGUUUUGGAUUUCAAACACCACCAGACUAUAAUGACCAUGAACUAUACUGCGGAGGGCUUAGCCGGCAAUGGCAAAGAAACGGCGGUAAAUGUGGAGAAUGUGGAGACGCGUGGGAUGUUCCGGAACCACGACCCCACGAAUAUGGUGGCCACUGGGGAAAAGGCUUAAUUGUGCGCAGCUAUUUGCCUGGAUCUCAAAUGACGAUUCGUGUAGAAUUGACAGCUAGUCAUAUGGGAUAUUUUGAGUUUCGAAUAUGCCCAAAUCCAAAUGCUAAGCAGUCAUGCUUGGAUAAAAAUGUAUUGUCAAUUCUUAAUGGAUCUCCUUCUCAGCCAAAUAAAUCAGAUCUAGAUAACCGAUUUUAUCCUCGGAACGGAAGUUGCAUAUAUGAAAUUUUGGCACAGUUACCAGAUUUUACAUGUGAACACUGUGUUCUGCAAUGGCGUUAUGUUGCAGGCAAUAAUUGGGGUAUGUGUAGCAAUGGUAUAGGAGCUAUUGGAUGUGGUCCACAAGAAGAAUUUCGUUCGUGCUCUGAUAUUGCCUUAACUACAGAAUAUUUGCACCCAUAUCUAGGUCCUAUUAGCGCACCACCUACACAAUCUAAUGGAAUGCCUGCGAACACGACACAUAAUUCUGUUAAUACACAAAGUGACAAAUUAAAGUAUAUUUUCAUCAUUUUACUGCUGUUAAUACUAAUAUUAGUUUGCCUUGUUGUUAUACGUUUGAAGUUCCACAAUCACAACAGCUUUUGUAUUCAACAAUUUGUUAAUAAUCUUAAAAAAUAUUUAUUUUGGAAUUCAUUUCAACACAAUAAUUUUAUAUGUGAUGUAUUUACCCUUGGCAAUGAUAAAUUAGGUAGCCGACCCAGUCCACUUCCACGAAAUAAGAGAUUAAAUAAUGAAGUAAAAAAUUUAGUAAUAGAAACAAGCACAGUAUAACUACCUGUAAGUUGUAAUUAUUUUUGCACGUUUUUAAACACAUUAAUAAAAUAGUUUACAAUUAGUUUAUGUUAAGAAUGGUUAUAUAUAUCAUGUGAUUAAGUAAAUAUUUAUUACAAAUUGUUAUUUUAUGUUAAGCUGUGCACUAUAAAAAACCAAAUUCAACGUGUCCUCAUAAUUUUUGUAUUUUACGCACUCAAAGGAUCGAUCUACGGUUUUAUACGACGGGUAAGUUAAUUGUUUUAAAUAUCAUACUAGAACAAAAAGCCUUUUAAUUAAAAGAAUCAAUGGGGCCGAAUGAACCCUUUCUUGGGGUGAAGUCAAGUGGGUAGAAGAGUACCACCACAUACUUUCCCAAAUACUGGGACAGCGACAGCUUCACAAUAUCCUUAUUAACUACGGUGGGGACUGCCCUGGUGUACUGCAGCUGAUGGUCGGCUUGGCAGCUCCAACAAGUGCCGCGGACAGCAGUAGGAUAGAUAAGUACUUGGCCAUGACUGGGACGAAAUUUGAACAGUAACGGACGACACAUCGUGCGGCCCACCAUAGCAUCCUUGGUCUUAUUGGAUUUGGGUUGUCGGCGAAGAUCCGAAUGCACAAGCUUUCUGAGUUUACCACUGCUAGUUGCUUUACUUUGUCUUACAAAUAAAUGACCUGCCUUCAGGGUCAGCAAAUCUGUCGAAUUCUCAGUAAUAAGCAGAUCGCUCUGGAGUUGAUGCACGUAAGCACAUAGAACACAUAAAACAUAACAUUCUACGCCUGCUAUAUGGCCCAAAUAGUGAAGGCGCUCUCUUGGAAACAAAACUACUAAAACUAAAAAACCUUUUCUAAGAGCUUGUUGAGCUAAUAAGAUUUUUAAUAGCUGGCUUUAAAGAACCGCAAAAAAUGCCACGAAUUGAUAUUAGUCUUGUAAAUUUCAUUUUUAAAAAGUUGCUGGAUAUUUUUUCAUAAUUUUAUUAGUCUUGUAAGUUUCUAUCGGUUUGCCAAAAACUUUUUGCCAAGACUAGUCUAACGCAUUUAGCCGCCCAAAACCGCCACGUCCACACUUUUGAAAACUGUUUAGAUUUUCCAUCGUUUUAUUUUUCAUUCAUAUUCACGCCCCUCCUUUCACCUACAAAAC